This is a messenger RNA of Scophthalmus maximus (turbot), 1258 nucleotides long. It is a transcript of the gene elof1, whose product is annotated as elongation factor 1. Gene Ontology annotation, cellular component: transcription elongation factor complex. Gene Ontology annotation, biological process: transcription elongation by RNA polymerase II. Lineage: Eukaryota; Metazoa; Chordata; Actinopteri; Pleuronectiformes; Scophthalmidae. The transcript has 6 exons. Gene Ontology annotation, molecular function: RNA polymerase II complex binding. The record is from RefSeq and is a predicted model, not a curated record. Bases 271 to 522 code for a protein of 83 amino acids.
AUGGGACACACAGAGCAUCCUCCUCCGCCUCGACACAUCGCCUUGGUAAGACAACGGUCACAUCCGUCGGACGCGUGUUUACCCGCUGCGACAGGAGGAAGACGAAACGCGCGCUUGGGCGUCACCUUUGAACGUCAGCGUCGUGUCCGAAAGCAGUGCCAGUGUUGUUCUGAUCCUGUCCGGCGAGAUUCCAGCUGCAGACACGGAUGGUGAAAGGAGUAACUGCAGGAGUUUCUGACCUGCAUGUGAACCAGAGAUACUAGAUUAAAGAUGGGGCGCAGGAAGUCCAAGAGGAAGCCUCCUCCCAAGAAGAAAAUGACGGGUAACCUGGACACGCAGUUCACUUGCCCGUUCUGCAACCACGAGAAAUCCUGUGAUGUCAAAAUGGAACGAACCCGCAACACAGGAAUUAUAUCAUGCAGUGUUUGCUUGGAGGAGUUCCAGACUCCAAUAACCUACCUGUCCGAGCCGGUGGAUGUUUACAGUGACUGGAUCGAUGCCUGUGAGGCAGCCAAUCAGUAGUCAUGUUUUUCCGUGACUCACCUUCUUCCUCUAACCUCACUCACUCACACAUCUGCCCUUCGGUCUGGUGUGUCAGCUCUUUGCACCGUGUAGCAAAACAUUAUGCUCUUCUUCUAUAAGCGUGUGACAUGCUUAGUUGUUUUUUUUUUUGCUUUAGAAUGACUUGCUGAGCAUGACACGUUCCUCUGGCAGGGCCAGAGUGCUGCCACGUUGUCUUGACAGCAACCGGUCCACGUCACGGUUCUCAGCAUAAAGGUCAUUCAUAUCUCAUUUCAUCGUUUCCCUUAUGAAGUGUUGUUUUCCUUUUCCAUUUGAUGGAGAGGAUCCGUCUUUUUCCUGGAUCCAGCUGUCAUAUGAUUAAGUUUAAAAUGUGAUCCAGCUGAUGUUUUUUACUUCUAUAAAACAUUCCACGUCCGUUAUUAAUAUAAAUAUUCUUUUUAGUUUGCUACAGGGUUGUAUGCAGAAUAUGACACGCACAAGUGUUACUUUUUUGGAAGUAGUGUUUUAGUUUUCAACCCUGUCACUAAUGCACUGAAACCUUUUGUUGUUGUUUUUUUGAAACUGCCAAAUCAUUCCUUCCUUCGGAAAAUAGUACCUAUUUGUACUGUUAGAUUUUAUUUUCCUUUUUAAAGAUCACAAUCAUGAAGUUUCUUUUUUUUUUUACACUUUUGUGUAUGUCACAUGUGCUGUGUAAUUUGUUGUAAUGAGAAAAAUAAACCAGAAAAGUAUUUUUGAA